This is a messenger RNA of Onthophagus taurus, 853 nucleotides long. RefSeq names its product modular serine protease-like. Gene Ontology annotation, molecular function: protein binding; hormone binding. Gene Ontology annotation, biological process: receptor-mediated endocytosis. Gene Ontology annotation, cellular component: plasma membrane; signaling receptor complex; apical plasma membrane. The record is from RefSeq and is a predicted model, not a curated record. Lineage: Eukaryota; Metazoa; Arthropoda; Insecta; Coleoptera; Scarabaeidae.
GCGGUGUGUGUGAUAUUUUUUUGUUUUAAAUCUCGUCGUGAUACUAUCGUCAAUAUGUAUAAUAAAAUUGCAUGUGUUGUUGGUGCCAAAAAAUUGAAAAAUUUGGUUAUUUUCUUACUAUAUAUUUCGUUUUUGGAGGCCCAUAAUUUUCGGAGAUUUCCAAGUUAUAACUCAACUUUGGAAAGAGCAAAAAGGGAAGAGUGUGGAUUCUCCUGCGGUGAUGGAACCUGUAUUCUUGUGGAAAAUAUCUGCGAUGGCAUAUCUGAUUGCACGGACGGUUCAGAUGAAACCGAAAAUCGUUGUUCUUCGUUUUUGUGUCCUCCAUAUUUAUUUAAAUGCGGUUACGGAGCUUGUAUAACAAGAGAAAAAAUGUGUGAUGGGAUUAAAGAUUGCGCUGAUAAUUCUGAUGAAAAUGGAGACCUUUGUUCAACUAAUAUUUCACCUUUCAGUUUUAAAUAUACAUUCCAUUGCCAAAAUAAUGAUUACAUAAACGCUUAUCUUGCAUGCGAUGGUCGAAAAGACUGUAAAGAUGGUUCGGAUGAAACAAAUAAACUAUGCAAAGAUAUCCCUUGCCCAUCUUUCUUACUAAAAUGCAAUUACGGUGCUUGCAUAGAUAAAAAUGCACGUUGCAAUGGUACCAAAGAAUGUGCCGAUGGUUCCGAUGAAUUUGAAUGUGAUGGAACUACUCCAUCUACAGACCCUUCUGUACCAAGCGAUUGUAUUCCAAAAUAUCCACGGAAUGGUCAACAUUCCUUUACCACUAUCAAUGGGAAGUUUCUUGGUUUUUACUUAAACACCCUUUUAUUUGUAUUAAAUAAACAAUGAAAACAAACAAAUAAACAAUGAAAAGUUA